Molecule: messenger RNA, 2188 nt
Organism: Salvia hispanica
Lineage: Eukaryota; Viridiplantae; Streptophyta; Magnoliopsida; Lamiales; Lamiaceae
Product: Protein kinase superfamily protein
Biological process (GO): protein phosphorylation
Molecular function (GO): ATP binding; protein kinase activity
Source: RefSeq, a predicted model, not a curated record
AUAGGUACGGAUGCGUCCCAUUCCGCAGACCAACCGUCUUCUCUUCCCUCACUCCAACAACUCCCUUUUCUCCAUUUCCCUUUCAUCUUCUUUCCAUUUCCAUUUCCCUUUACCUUUCCUCUCUCCAUUUCACCCAUGCCAUGUCGCCGUGGCUCUUCUCUCUCUUCCUCCUCUACACUCCACUAAUCCUCGCUGCCUCUCAAUGCGGCACCUUCCACAUCCCUUUCCCCUUCUACCUCAACUCCACCCCUCCACUCCAUGACGCUUUCCACCUCUCCUGCAUCAACUCCUCCUCUCUCUUCCUCACCAUCGCCUCCCGCUCCUACCGCAUCCUCCGCUUCUUCCCCGACGGCCUCCUCCUCGACUUCCCCAACACCACCCUCUGCCGCCACUACAACGACCUCAGGUCCUUCUCCUUCGCCGCCGAUCAGCACUUCGCCAUCUCCUCCGACAACAUCCUCGAUUUGUACGACUGCGAAGAUUCCUCCCUCUGCAAACCCGUCUGCGAGAGGACCUCUCUCAUGCCUUCCUGCGACGGCCGCCCCGCCGGCUACCCCUCCUGCUGCUAUCCCCUCUCCGACCGCACCUCCUGGCGCCCCGGCGAUAGCAUCACCGCUUUCUCCAAAUACGGCUGCAGGGGAUUCUCCUCUUGGGUUGUUAUUCCCGGCAGCAGCACCGGAUUGCGGGGUGUUAAGCUCGAAUGGGCUGUUCCCAGAAACUCCACCCACGCCGCCUGUGCCCCCAACGCCAAUGUCGUCAAUGCUACCUCCGUUGCUAACGGUUUCAGAUGCCAAUGCGCCGAUGGAUUCUCCGGCGACGGCUUCCCUUCCGGAGUAGGAUGUCUCAAAUCCUGCUUCAAGGAUGGAAAGGAAGUUGAUGGAAGUGAGUGCUAUCAGGUUAAACAUGGACGAAAAAAGGCAAUCAUUUUAGCCGGGGUACUGACCUCAACUCUGUCUGUCGUGUCGUUAACGGCACUUUUCCUGAUGAAACGCCGCAUCAGAUCGGAUAAAUUAAUCACAGAGCAGCCACAUUUCCAAGCCAACAUCUCCUCUCACAAGGCCAGGCUGUUCACAUACCACGAGCUCGAGGAGGCAACCAGGGGAUUCGGAGACAGCCAGAAGAUAGUCGACAGCUCUUCCCCCUCCACACUCUACCACGGAGUCGUAGGAGGGGGAUCGCGCGUCGCAGUGCAGAAAGUCGACUAUUGUGACACUGAAAGCGACCUCAUUCAAAUCAUGCUCAGGCUCGAGAGACUCUCCGCUGUUUCCCACAGAAACAUGGCGCGCGUGAUCGGAUGGUCCAUCAAUGCCGGCUCCACUCCCCUCGUCGUCUACGACUACCCUCAAAACGGAACCCUGAUGGACCACCUGCGCCGCGCCAGAUACGAGAACGUGCCUUUCCACUGGCACAAGAGGCUCAGCGUCGCCGCGCAGACCGCAUCCACCCUCGCAUUCCUCCACAACGAGAUCUCGCCUCCCCUGUUCCACCACGAUCUCCACUCCGCGUGCAUCUUCCUAGACAUCGACUUCUCCGUCAAGCUCGCCGGCUUCGAUCUGCUCAACGACGAAGGGAGCGGGAGGAGGAGGAACGACGUCUACAGCCUCGGCCUGGUCCUUCUGGAGAUCAUCACGGGGGACGCCGUGGUGGACUGCACCACCGCGGCUCUGCACAAGGGGAAGAUUGAGGAGAUGGUGGACCCCAGCCUGUACUACCACGAGCAGCCAUCGUCGAGGCGCGAGCAGAUUCAGAUAGUGGUGGACCUUGCCACGCGGUGUCUGCUAUUUGGAGCUGACGCCAAGCUUGGGAUGGUGGACGUGGCGAGGGAGCUGUUGCAUAUCGCCAAGGACUGCGUGGAUGGAGGUAGCAGGAGGGGACCGGCGUUGGAGGAGACGUUUUCGAAUUCUAGUCUCCUUCAGAUGAUAUCGAUGUCGCCGGAUUCAAUCCACGUGCCAUCGCAAUCGCAAGCCAGGCCAGAUCAUAUGUAUAAUUGAUCAUUUACAUUCAUGUAAGGAUUUUUCCUAGCUAGCUUGGAGUCUACUGUCUGCGGUGUAUAUCACAAAAUGAAAAAUGUAUUAUUGUUAAAAAAACGAAUUACUAAUUAAAUUGAACGUUUAGAUCUUAAUUACAACAUUUCAAUUUCGUUACCGGUGAACAUGAUUGGAUGGGGAUAUAAAGUUUAGUUACAACA